Molecule: messenger RNA, 678 nt
Organism: Bombus impatiens (common eastern bumble bee)
Lineage: Eukaryota; Metazoa; Arthropoda; Insecta; Hymenoptera; Apidae
Exons: 2
Coding region: 1-678 (225 amino acids)
Biological process (GO): DNA integration
Molecular function (GO): nucleic acid binding
Source: RefSeq, a predicted model, not a curated record
AUGGCGGGCGAUCAAAGGCUGCGUCCGCUGCUGCCGCGCUCAACCACCGCCGGAAUGGUUGAUCUGCCGGAGGCGCGAAUAAAGGUAUACGUAGCCAUCUUCCUAUGCCUAGCAGUUAAAGCGGUACACAUCGAGUUCGUUGACGAUCUCACUAGCGAAGCCUUCAUCGCCGCUCUCCGCAGAUUCAUCGCUCGACGAGGGUAUUGCUCCACCAUCCAUUCUGAUAAUGGCACCAACUUCAGAGGAGCAAGCAACGAGUUACGAGAGCUUCAUGAUUUAUUACAAUCGGACGACCACAAAGAAAAAGUAACCGCAUUUUUGGCCGACAAACAAAUCGAAUGGCGCUUCAUUCCCCCUCAUUCCCCGCAUUUCGGUGGGCUAUGGGAAGCAGCGGUGAAGUCCUUAAAACGCCACCUUAGGCGUGUAGCCAGCAACGAGUUACUCACCUCUGAGCAAUUGAAUACUCUCAUCAGAGAAGCAGCAGUCCUCAAUUCACACCCGCAAACUCCUAUCUCCACCGAUCCAAAUGAUUUCCUAGUCCUCACUCCAGGACAUUUCCUCAUUGGCGAUUCAUUAAUGUGCUGUCACGUCCCGCGCUCCGCACGUGCCGUAACAAAAGAUGGAAAACCGCAAUAUACAAAUAAGGCGAGUGACAAUUCGAAUAUUCAAAACGAAUGA